GCGCGCUGCUGAACUGAGGGAAGAUGGCGGUGACGGGCUGGUUGGAGAGUCUGCGGGCGGCCGAGAAAACCGCGCUGCUGCAGGACGUGAGAAAGUGGCGUAUGAAAAGUACCCUGGGAGGCUUGGGGCCAUGGCAGCUUGAAGUGGGAGAGCCAGCACCCCCAGGAGGAGGGAGCCUGGGGCCUGAACUCAUCAAGGAAAGCAAUGCCAAUCCUAUCUUCAUGCGUAAGGACACCAAGAUGAGUUUCCAGUGGCGGAUUCGAAACCUCCCCUAUCCUAAGGAUGUCUAUAGUGUCUGCGUGGACCACGAGGAGCGCUGCAUCAUUGUCAGGACGACCAACAAAAAGUACUACAAGAAGUUCUCCAUUCCUGACCUAGACAGAUACCAGCUACCUCUGGAUGAUUCCUUGCUGAGCUUUGCUCAUGCCAACUGUACCCUGAUAAUCUCUUACCAGAAGCCAAAAGAGGUUGUGGUGGCCGAAUCAGAGCUACAGAAGGAGCUAAAGAAGGUAAAGACUGCCCACAGCAGUGAUGGAGACUGCAAGACCCAGUAGUUGGCCCCUGAGCCUUGCACCUCCACCAUGGAGAGUGCUGUGAGACUUCAAGACUUGGUCCUUUCUGGCACAAGGCAGCCUGCUCUCUCUAUAAGAACUAGACCGUGGAGCACUCCUAGUCCCUGUGUCCUGAUCUUCUUUCCUGAGUAAAGUCAUUGAGUUCCUGCACA
Messenger RNA from Galeopterus variegatus (Sunda flying lemur), 724 nucleotides. It is a transcript of the gene DPCD, whose product is annotated as deleted in primary ciliary dyskinesia homolog (mouse). The transcript is spliced from 5 exons. The record is from RefSeq and is a predicted model, not a curated record. The coding region runs from base 24 to 554 and encodes 176 amino acids. NCBI's taxonomy places the organism in Eukaryota, Metazoa, Chordata, Mammalia, Dermoptera, Cynocephalidae.